AUGAGUCCAUUCUCAUUUUUUCCCACAAGGCAUCCUACAAGAAACCCGACAACAGAUCACACUCGCGCUGUGACUAGAAGCCAAUCGACAAAAGAAGACGACAAAAGACCAAAACGAACUCGCCAGAAAACAUCGGAUCGUAUCGAGCAGCAUUUAGUCGCAGCAGCGCAGAAAUUGUCCGACAAUGUCCAAGGUGUUUAUGGCCGCCAACCGUCGAGUUCUACUUACGAGCUGCCGCUGGAAAAGAAGUUCGACGAGGAGUUUUCCAUGACGGAUUUUGCGUCUGGCCCUUCUUCCAAGGGAAUAUCUUCGAGAUCGAGUAGACAAAGCUCUCAAACAUCGAAUUCUUCCGCUGAGGCAACUGGGACAGCUCCGAUGCCAUUGAAUACCCGCACAGUCAGCGCUUCAGAAGACAUCGUGCCUCCAACUCCCGCUUCCGUCACAAACUCACGACCACAGUCAUCUCUAUUUACAUUCGACGAAGGUCAACUGAACACGACAAUAGAAGAGGAGGCCGAAGAAAGACGACAACAAGCGAUCGCUUCAAUCACAAAUGAUUUGAUUGCGAUUUCGAAUACGCCUCAAUUCCAAGACGCUACUUCCAACUUCCAAACCGACCUUCGAAACCUCUUUGCGCCAAACGCGACGUCUCUCAAUCAAGAAAAUGCAUAUCGCCGCCUAAUGAGCCCGCUGAAAAGAGUCCUCGAACAAAGCACUAACAUCAGUCAAGAAAACCUAGUUGAAACUCUCAUCGCUUCCGCUAGAAUAAUCGCCUACAUUCCGAGCCUAGCUCGCUUCAUUUGGUCCUACAUCACCUCUACUCUCAACUUAUCUAUACAAGACUUGGAUGCAUACGCCCAGAAUAACAACGAUUCAGAUUCAGACGAGGGAUCCGCUGUAUAA
Messenger RNA from Oikopleura dioica, 903 nucleotides. Lineage: Eukaryota; Metazoa; Chordata; Appendicularia; Copelata; Oikopleuridae. The record is from the annotation of a GenBank genome assembly.